AUGAUAUCAACCUCAUGGAUCGAGCCCGAUACAACAACUCGCCCUGUCGCCGUGAUAGGCGGCGGUGUUUUGGGGCGUCGACUAUGCAUGAUGUGGGCAGCAGCAGGGUAUACUGUUCAUUUGUACGAAAAAGCCCCCGAAGUCGCCAGCGCGGCAUUAAAGUACAUCAACGACGCCAUGCCAGAACAAUCCACCAAACUCGGCACAAAACCAGGGAGUGUAUUACUCUCCUCCUCACUGGAUAACGCGGUACAGAACGCUUGGAUGGUCAUCGAAGCUAUUCCAGAGAUCCUCCCAUUGAAAAUUGAACUAUUCGGCCAACUGGACCAACUCACUCCACCGGACUGUAUUCUGGCCACCAACUCCUCCUCGUAUAAAUCCAGCGAGAUGAUUCAGCAUGUUACACGAAAAUACCGCGUGUGUAACGGACACUAUUACAUGCCUCCGGAUCAGAACUAUCUCGAGAUCAUGACCUGCGGAUACACGGAUCCAUCCAUCAUUGCAUUUCUGAUGGAGCAGUCCGCCGCGGCGGGAUUCGUUCCCAUCCAUGCCAAGGUGGAAUCUACAGGGUUGAUAUUCAAUCGAAUCUGGGCUGCGAUCAAGCGAGAAUCUCUCUCGGUUAUGGCUGAAGGGGUGGGAACAGCGGAAGAUAUUGAUCGACUCUUCAAGAGUUGGUUCCAUGCUGAGCUUGGGCCUUGUGAGAUGAUGGAUCGGGUGGGGUUGGAUACGGUGUACAACAUUGAAAGGCAUUAUGUGGAGGAGCGAGGGCUCGAUGCGAAGCCUAUCGAGUGGCUGAAGGAAAAGUACGUCGACCGAGGGCUUCUUGGACGGAAAUCUGGAAGGGGAUUACUGUAUGAAGAGAGCAAUGGCCACGCUCAAUAG
Messenger RNA from Aspergillus lentulus, 882 nucleotides. RefSeq names its product 3-hydroxyacyl-CoA dehydrogenase family protein. Lineage: Eukaryota; Fungi; Ascomycota; Eurotiomycetes; Eurotiales; Aspergillaceae. The record is from RefSeq and is a predicted model, not a curated record. Gene Ontology annotation, molecular function: oxidoreductase activity, acting on the CH-OH group of donors, NAD or NADP as acceptor; NAD+ binding. Gene Ontology annotation, biological process: fatty acid metabolic process.